Messenger RNA from Prorocentrum cordatum, 5007 nucleotides. NCBI's taxonomy places the organism in Eukaryota, Dinophyceae, Prorocentrales, Prorocentraceae. The record is from the annotation of a GenBank genome assembly.
GAGCGCCAGUUGAGCUCGAGCAGCGAUGAGAGCUCCGGGAUGCCAGAGGGGCAGGCCGACAGUCUGGUCGGCGACUGGUCGGACAGCUCCGACCUGGAGCACGAUGCCAGCCCCGUCCGCGCCUGCAGCAGGGAGAACACCAGGAACUACAAGGAGGCCCAGCAGGCGGCCCGUGACAAGUUCACCUGGCUCGUGCACACAGCGCCUGUGGCCGCCUCGAGGCGCUUGCCCAGCCUGGACCCAUACACUUCUGCGCGCGACAACCUGGGCAGCUCGAACGGUUCCACCCUGGUCGACCGGCGGCGCUACGCGACGGUCCAGGGGCCGAUGCCCGAGUACGACCCGGAGGAGGGGAAGCCUUUCGACGACCCACACUCGCGAGUUGCACGCUGUCCCGACUGCCAUUGCGUCGCGGAUUGCCUGGUCAGCAGCGAUAUCGUGCACUUGCUGGGACGCCAGCUGGAGCGCUGCGGGCCAGAGCAGCUCAAUUGCCCUGCGUGCCCGAGCUGUCCGCUGCUGCAGUGCCCCGAGCCGUCGCUCUCGCUGGGCACCUUCAUUGUGGGGCUGCUCGUGGGGUCGAGGGCCCUCGCCUACUACGACCCGCGCGAUGACUACUGGCACGAGAGGAUCAUGCUGGCGCACAUUCAGGACUUCCGCUUCGUGGUGCUCACCGCGGACUGGGACAUCUAUGAUGAAGACAUGUCCCAGGCGCUUCGCCUGCUGCCUCUGGGUCCACGGGGCGGCCUUCCCGUGCCGAGGCCACAGGGGCACAUCCUGCGGGUGGACAACGCCCGCCUCAGCAUUGAGCUGCAGCAGCUGUGCGACGAGGCGGCGCAGCUGGCCUUGGACAUCCGCGAGGAGGAGGGCUUGCCGGCCCCAGCGGCGCCCCAUGGGGUGCUUGCCGACGGCGAGGCGGGGGCGCUUGCCGAGGCGCCGGCUCCUGCGGCGCUGGCGGCUGCCGCGAGGCCCGCUGGGCCAGCGGUGGGUGGCGCGGCCGCUGCCGGCGCCCUGGCGGCGGCGCCGGCCGCGCCGCGCAGGGCACCCGCGGCCGGGGCUCUCCUCGCCCCAGCCCCGCCGCGGCCCGCAGCGCCGCCAGCAGACGCGGUCUGGCUCGCGGCGGAGACGCGUGGGGGCUUCACGGCCGGGGCCCCUAUCCCGCCGGAGCUCCUCGGCGCGGAUGGCCAGCCGCAGGUCGUUCUGGGCGACCGCGGGGUCGUGGUGCUGGCGUCAGGCGUCUCACUGGCGGUCGCAGUGGCGGACACCCUGGAGGCAGGGACGGCAGCGCUCUCCAGCAGUGGGGGAGACCUUCGCACGCUGCCGGUGCUCUACUCACCAGCUGGUGGCCGCUCCAGGUCCUUCCACGACGCCGUGGCCAAGAUGUCCACCACGCCCUUCCCAGACUGGCGCAUCAAGGGGCCGAGGACCGCUGCCUGGCUGCUUGAGAAGAUCUCGGAGGCGGGCUACACGCCGCUGCAGAGGCAUUUCUGGUGGCGGUCGAUCCAGGGGCUCACAGCUUCCGACUCGGGCGUGGACGACCACCACUUCAUCUCCGAGGUGCUGCAGGAGCUCACCACCUACGACCAGCUCAACGCUGGCGAGCUGGUGGUGGUGGAGAUCCUCUGCCGCCGCUACCAGCUCUGGGAGGAGCUUUACGCCUCGAGUCUGCGCGAAGCCGAGGCUGGCCAGGACGCUGCACCCUGGCUCGAUGAGCGAUCCAUCUUCCUCGGGCAGGACAGGAGCCGCGGCACAGCGCUUGUCUGCCCCGCCUUGGAGAGCUGGGUGGCGGAGAAGCUCCGAGAGGAAAGUGCCAUCCUCAAGGGGCGCAGGAAGGGGCGAGAGGAAAGGCUGCUGGAGCGCGGCGUCGACGGCGGCGCGGCCUCUGGCGAACCAUCGGCGGGUGCCAAGGCUAAGGCGCGCGGCCGCGGUUUGCAGGGGAGGCGAGGCGUGCUGAACGAUGCCACCUCGCUGGGUUUUGGCGAUGACAGUCUCACGCAAAGGGACGCGCUGCCCAUCCCGCUCAGCUUCGAGGCGCUCCAGUGCUUGAAGGGGUUCUCGGCCCUCGACGGCGAGCUUUCGCUGGGGCAGCGGCGCAAGGCCGCGCGCUGCAGGCGCCAGGAGCGCUGGAUGCUGGAAGGCGUCUCGGCGCUCAACGAGCUGGGCGGGGGUGGUCGGUUGGCUGACAGCGGCGGGCGGCUUAGCUUGGCGCAGCGCUCCGCGUUGCAGCAUCUGGGUGAGGUCUACGCCGCGGUCCCGCCGAAGACUGAGGAUUGCACCAGCCAGGAGGCGUUUCAGGCGCUUCUGGGGCUUCGACCUGGCUAUGCUGAUGAGCCAGCCAUCGGGGCGAGAGCCGGCUACCAGCGCGGGAGGGUCUCCCUUCCUUCUGGCGGUGCAGGGCGUGUCGAUCUUGUUCGACUACUUCCGCCGCACCUGCAGUCAGCGCUGGAGUCCGGGCACGGGUUAUUGCGCUCGGAGCAGGAGGCUUCUGCUGCUCUGGAGGAGGCUGACGUCACGUGUUACGUCGACGGCAAGCUGGCCCAACGGGGCUUUGACUACGGACGGUUUCUGCUCGAGCUGUACGACGCAGGGAUCGUUGAAGUUUUGGGCUAUGAGUUAGAUCGGAAGGAGGAGACUGGCGUCUUUUUUGUGCCUCGCAAAGAUGACAAGCUGAGGCUUAUCUUUGACACCAGGAGGGCGAACUGUCACUUCAGGACGCCCGAUUACACGCACUUGGCCUCCGGCGACGCCCUCAGCAGCUUGGAGUGCACGCCCGGCGAGGAGGUGCACUUGGCGGCUGGGGAUGUGGAGGUGUGCUUCUACCAGUACGUGCUGCCCACAUGGGCCAGGAACUACUUCUGCCUGCCGAGCUUGGCGACUCGCAUGCUGCCUGCCCGCCUGCGCGAGGCUCUGGGGCCUGAGCUUGCGGCGCGACCCAAGAUAGCCUUCCGUGUGCGAGUUGUUCCCAUGGGAUGGAACUGGGCCGUCCACUUUGUGCAGUCUGCCCACCUGAACGUGUUGGCUUCGAUCUCUCCGAACAACCAGUGGCUGGUGGACAAGCAGCCUGGGACGUGCCUCUCGGACAGCUCUGCUGCAGCCAAGGUCUUGUACAUAGACAAUUUUGCGGCCAUUAGCACCAGUCGCGAGACAGCGUUGCAGGUUGUCAAUGACAUGCUGGGCUCGUUCACCAGUGAGGGCGUCAGGGCGUCGCUUGACUUGGACGUCGUCCUCCUCGGCUUCACGCUGGAUUCCAAGGCCGCCAGGUGGCGCCCCGCACCCAAGAAGUUUUGGAGGGUGCAUGGCUGCAUCUCACACUUGCUGGAGCCAGGAAGGCGUAUCACUGGGCGCCAGUUGGAGAGGCUUGUGGGCCACGUGGUCGCGCUGCUGCUGCUGCGGCGUGAGGCUCUCAGCCUCCUCAGCGCCGUCUACGUCUUCAUCCGGUCGACCUACGACAGGGCGCAGCCGCUGUGGCCCAGUUGCCGACGUGAACUCAGGUGGGUGCUUGCGUUGUUGCCCACGGUGUUCGCCGACAUGAAGAGGCCUUGGCACGCUGAGGUAGGUGCCUUUGACGCGUCGCCUUGGGGCGCGGGAGUCUGUGCUGCGCGCUGGCCUUUGAGCGCGGUGCAGGCCGCAGGCAGGCAGCCGGAGAGGCUGCGUUUCCGCGGGCCCCUCGCCUCAUUGGUGGCUCCGCGGGGCGCUGCCCUGGCCGCUGACAGCAUCGAGCUCUCUGACCCCGCCGCGCUCCUGCUCGGCCGCGCGGCGGGUUUCGCCGAGGUGAGCGCAGAGCUGCUGCGCGAGGCGACCUGGAUCACGGCUGUUGCAUGCAGAUGGAGGCGUCAAAGUACUAUCCACAGGCUGGAGAGCUCAGCAGGGCUUCUCUGGCUGCGGCGCGCCUCUCGCAAUUCGAGAUGCCACGGGCAUCGCUUGCUGGGCCUGGGCGACAACAUGUCGAUGAUUUGCGCCCAUGAAAAGGGCCGUGCAUCCGACUUUGGUCUCUUGUCCGGCUGCCGUUGUUCCUACGCCAUAUCGGUCGCCUGCAAUCUCAAGGAGCGGGGCUUUCUGGCAGCCAACAAGGUGCGGCCGUCCACUCAGGUGCUCUACCUGAAGGUGUUGCGGCUGCUGGCAGGCUGGCUCAUGGUGGACGCUCUGCCCGACUGGCCUGUGGCGGCCUGGGACGCAGCGCUGGCCGACUUCCUGCUGUGGGCCUUCGACCAGGGAGUGGCGCGGGCGACGGCUGCAAGGCUUGGCGCCGCGGUGCUGUGGGGGCUCCCGCAGCUCCACGUGGCGCCCUUGCAGAGGUGCUUCCCGCAGCUCGCGCACUCGCUGGCGGGCUGGAAGCGCCUGCAUCCACCAGGCUCUCGUCCGCCUCUUCCAGAGCUUGUGGUUCGCGCAGCGGCAGCUUGGCUUGGGCACCAGGGCGAGUUUGCGACCGCCUUGUGCGUCAUGCUGAUGUUCGAGGGCUACCUGAGACCCUCGGAGGCGCUGGCGCUGCGGGCCGCCCAGCUCACCGGCCCGUUCGGCUCGGCCACCAGCGCGGGCUCACACAUGUCGGUGGUGGUGCAUGCUGCAGAGUUGCAGCAACCGGGCAAGACAGGCGAGAUGGACCAUACCGUUGUGCUCGACCUCCCGCGCCAGCAGGCCCUGGCUUGGGCCUUGGCGCGCCUGCGCGACUCCCGCCUGGGCUCCUGGCACCCGCUGUGGGACUUCGACUACAACCUCCUCCAGCGGCGGUUUGGCCAGGCGCUCGCGGCUGUGGGAGCCAGCUGUUUAGCAGGCACGCUCUACAGCCUCAGGCACGGCGGCGCCAGCCACGACCGCCUGACGGCCAGCCGCACGCUAAUGGAGGUGCAGCAACGAGGAAACUGGCGCGCCUUCAACAGCGUGCGGCGCUACGACAAGCACGGGCGAGUGGCGAUCGAGUGGAUGAAGAUUCCCGCCCCCCAGCGCCAGGAGAUCGAACGGUUGGCUGCUGGACUCGACGCCGCCUGCAAGCUGUACUCGCUUCAGCGGUGA